AUGAGUGGAAACCCGCCGCCGGGAGGCGGGGGACCAAGUGAAAGUGCGAAUUUAAUUACAAGUGUAUCGAGUAAUAACAAUAUUGGCAUUUACGAUUUGACCCAUGAUGAAGAGUUCAAUCACAAUGAGGACCAAGCGGCAAACGGCAACAUGAAAUCUGCAGGAAAAGGAAAAGAGGGACCAUCGAUUCCAAACCGUAACGGCAACCGCUCUACCCAGAUGGAGGUCGACGACAGAACAAACAAAAACUUAACACCUAGGUUUUUCAACCUAGACAAAGUUGAUCAAUACGAUAAGGGUAACAUCUAUAUUUAUAUAGAAAAAAAUAAUGAGGAAAAUAUCGGUAAGUUACAUCCAAUGUCCGUAGGACAUAUUUUACACAAAAAACUGAAUGUAAAAGACAUCAUUCAAAUCAGUAAAGCUGGCAAUAAUAGAGUGAAAGUCCAACUAAAAUCAAUUACGGAGGCAAACAAUUUGAUGAAUAACAAAUUACUAGAGAAAGAGAAUCUAAAAGCAUUUAUACCCAAUCACCUUCUAGUUAGAAAAGGUUUGAUAUUUGGAAUGGAUACAGUCUUUGAUGAAAAAUAUAUUAUGGAUAACAUCACUUCAGAUGCAAAUAUAUUAGAAGUUAGUAGAAUGAAACGGCGAGUCAUGGUAGACGGUCAAUCUACCUUGGUUCCCAGACAAAUAGUUAUACUCACUUUCGAAGGAACCAUAUUACCGAAAGCUAUCAGCAUCAACAGUGUGUAUUUUGAAAUUGAACCAUACGUCUCCAGAGUAGUUCAGUGUUUUAAAUGUUUACGUUACGGACAUGUAUCAAAACAAUGCCGUAGCAAAAAUACGCUCUGUCAAAACUGCGCCCAACAAAAAGAGGAGAACCAUAAUUGUGAUCAGGAUAAAGCUCACUGCCUAUAUUGCGAAACAAAUGAUCACAACACAUUGUCUAACAAAUGUCCCCAUCUAGAAAAACAAAAAUCAAUUAAAAAAUACAUGGCCCAAACAAACUCAACAUUCACUGACGCAAAAAGAGUCAUAGAAAAUUCUUAUGCUAAUAUUACCACUUCUAAUAGAUUCGACUUGUUAUCUAACUUCAACUUCAACUUUCCGUCGUUACCUUCAACGAGUAAUCAUCCUAAUAACAAUAAUGUAACUCCAAAACCCAUUGGACCAAUGCCUUUUCCUACUCAAACACUUUCUCAACCUACAAAGAAAAGGAAAGUCCACAUGACUUCUCCCCAACCACCUACAGUCCCCCCUAUGUUCCCCUUUCAAUUUGGCCCAUCACAGCCUGUACCCCAUAAUAAAACAGUCCCAAGUCUCAGCCAAGAGGAAGUAGUUAGCAACGUCAUGGACUUAAUUUUGAAUAUUCUUUCGGGCAUCCAUAACUUAGAGGAUAUAAAGAAUUUGAAUGAUAGUGCUAUUAAAAAUGAAAUCAUAAAGGUGCUUGAUAAAGCACAUAUUUUCGAAGUGAAUUCACUCCCAAAGUAA
Phaedon cochleariae (mustard beetle) is the source of this 1488-nucleotide messenger RNA. The record is from the annotation of a GenBank genome assembly. Lineage: Eukaryota; Metazoa; Arthropoda; Insecta; Coleoptera; Chrysomelidae.